Molecule: messenger RNA, 465 nt
Organism: Paramecium tetraurelia
Lineage: Eukaryota; Ciliophora; Oligohymenophorea; Peniculida; Parameciidae
Exons: 3
Source: RefSeq, a predicted model, not a curated record
AUGUUGCCGAAAAGUUAAAGUUUAUAUUUUCAUCCACCAUUGCAAGUACUAAGUACCAGAAAUAUCUAAACUGAACCUGAGAUCUCAAAAUAAUAACAUACCACAGAGCCUCAUAAGAAAUAUAGUGUUAUAACUGAUGAGAAAAGGAAUUUCCUCAUUAAAUAGGUCUUAGAGGAAGGGGUUUCAGUCAAAUAGGCUGCUUAAACUAGUGAAAUUAAAUUAUCGACUGCCAAAGCCAUUUUGAAGACUUACAAAACCUAAGGGAGAGUUGGCAAAAAGAAAGAGCGCUAAAAACGACCAAAGUUGAACAGAAAAACUGUUGAAAAACAAUUAGAUUAAGCAACAUUAAUUAAGAAGUAAUUGCCCAAACUUGGUCAAAAUUUGAUUUACUACCCAUACAGCUAUUAACCUCCCCCACUAUUUUAUAAAAUAGAGUAUUCUAAUGAGGUUAAAACAGAAAUUUGA